Hirsutella rhossiliensis is the source of this 2637-nucleotide messenger RNA. RefSeq names its product fungal specific transcription factor domain-containing protein. Gene Ontology annotation, molecular function: DNA binding; DNA-binding transcription factor activity, RNA polymerase II-specific; zinc ion binding. The record is from RefSeq and is a predicted model, not a curated record. The transcript has 7 exons. Bases 1 to 2637 code for a protein of 878 amino acids. Lineage: Eukaryota; Fungi; Ascomycota; Sordariomycetes; Hypocreales; Ophiocordycipitaceae. Gene Ontology annotation, biological process: regulation of DNA-templated transcription; DNA-templated transcription.
AUGGACCACAUGGGCUUCCAGAUACCGGGCAUGGCCCCGCCGCCCUUGAUGAACCAGCCGCCCCAGAUCUUUGGCACCUACGGGCCCGAUGGCCUGCCGCAGAUGCCUUCCGACUUUGCCUCGCACAUGUUCCCCGACUCACAUUUGCUCAUGGAAGACUCAAACGAGGCCAAACGCAGAAGGAUCGCGAGGGCCUGUGACAUGUGCCGCAAAAAGAAGAUCAAGUGCGACGGCAAACUGCCGGCCUGCACGCAUUGCAUCAAUUACAAGACCGACUGCGUCUUCACCCAGGUUGAGAAGAAGCGCAGUCCUCCCAAGGGGGCAAAGUAUAUCGAGGGGCUCGAAAACCGAUUGGGCCGCAUGGAACACUUGUUAAAGCUGUCAGGUUUGCUCAGCGAAGACGACAAUGGCGCGACCGAUCUCGGGGAGCUCGAGAAGAAGCUCACCGAAAAGACGCGCCAGGCCUCCAUGGUGAUGGUCUCGAGCCCCACAUCGCCAUCGCAGGGCACCUCCGGACAAGAAGGCACUAGCUCAACGCCGCAAAGCGCCCUGACGUCGCCGGAGCCCGGAAGAGAAACCCACCGGAUAGACGAUAAGCGCAAGUCAGUCGUGUCGGCUGACGAGAGCCAAGAAGGAGAGGAGGUCGAGGCGUUGUCCGAGAUGAUGUGCUCACUGGUCACGAAUCAGUGCGGCGAGACGCGAUAUAUCGGAUCCUCGUCUGGCUUCUCCAUCUUCUCCCCCAGAGGUAUUCAGUGGGUCAACGAGAAGACGGGCGACGAUUCGUUCGCCAAAAUGAUUUCUGAGGUGUCCGUCGACGAUCACAAGUGGACCAACUGGAAGCCCGAAGUCUUCGGCGAUCUGUUCCAACGCCCCGUCUUCCGGCCCCUGCCGCCUAAGCCCGAGGCCCUGUCUCUGCUCAAGGACUAUUUCGAGAACUUCAACUGCAUGUUCCCCCUCUUCCACCAGCCGACCUUUAUGCACCUGGUCGAAAGGCAGUACUCGUCGGACCCAUACCAGGGCUCUGGCUGGUGGGCUAGCCUGAAUUGCGUCUUGGCCAUUGCCCAUCGGCUGCGCGUCAUGAGCAACCUUGUUCCGCAGGAAGAAGACGAGAAGGCGUGGGCGUACCUGAAGAAUGCCAUGGCCGUCUUCCCCGAGCUGACGAUGCGCAACACGGACCUGCUGAGUGUCCAGGCGCUGCUCGGCAUGGCCCUCUUCAUGCAGGGCACCCCCAACCCCCAACCGACCUCGCUCCUCAUUGCCGCCGCCAUACGCCUGGCACAUAGCAUCGGGCUGCACAAGCGGGGGACGGGCUUCAACCUGAACCCCAUCGAAAUCGAACAGCGGAAACGCGUCUUUUGGAUCGCCUAUAUGCUGGACAAGGACCUCUGCCUUCGAUCAGGCCGCCCGGCCGCGCAAGACGACGACGACAUGAACGUGGACCUGCCUGACGCCGACCCUCCGGACAACAUUGGCAAUAUCCCGCUGGCCGAAGGCACCGGCAAGAUGAACCUGUUUCGGGUCAUUUGCGAGUUUACCGUCAUCGAGAGCAACGUGUACAAGCGCCUCUAUUCGACCAAGGCGACCAAGCAGUCGGACGGCGAGCUCUUGAAUACGAUUGGCGAGCUCGACCAGGAGCUCGAGGAGUGGAAGGAUAAGAUCCCCAUCGACUUCCGGCCGGAGCACGAAAUCAAGGCGUCGCACACGCCCUUGAUUCUGCACAUUGUCAUGCUGCACUUUACGUAUUACAACUGCUUGACGACGAUUCAUCGAAUGUCGGUCCAUCAUGGAUACUGGACGAGCAGACUAGUCUUCUCGUCCGCAGCGCUCUGCACCGCGUCGGCGAGAGCCUCCAUCUCGCUGUUGAAAUAUGUUCCUCAGGGAGACUUUAGCUGUGUCUGGUUGAUUUUGUAUUUUCCUGUUUCUGCCUUGAUGACUCUAUUUGGAAACAUCCUCCAGAAUCCGCUCGAUCCGAGGGCCAAGUCGGACGCUCGCCUGAUGAACCUCGUCGUCAACUUCCUCUCAAUGCUCGGCCAGGAAGCUGAGCAGGGAGGUGUGCACCGUAUGCUCGGCAUCUGCUCCGAGUUUGUUCGCAUCGCCAAGGUGGUGAUCGAGAAGGCCGAGCGAGAACAGUCGUCGCGUCGCAAGCGCAAGACUACCGAGGUGUUGAACAAGGCAUCGAACGGGCCCACGCCGUCGGUCAACGGCGCAGGCUCGACUCCGCGACCCGGAACCGCAAACACCACGACGCCGACGCCGACAAACGCACAGAACGCGGCCGCGACACACAUGUCGCCCGCUGCAAGAUCCGACCACGGGACACCCUUUGGCCAGACGCCCGGCGCAAUGUCGGCCGCAAACGAGCCAUCACCCUCGAUUGACUCGGCAGGCUGGCCUCAGGAGUUCCAUGUGCCCCAGAAUGGCGACAUGGACUCUUACCCAAGCAUGCAGGGCUUCGGCGGCGGCGUCCCCUCGCCGUCGAUGCCGAUGAGGGGCAAUCCCUUUCAGCAACCGUUGCUUCCGCAGGAUUUGUUCGGCCUGCCAGCGACGUUGGACUGGAACUGGGCCGAGAUGAGCGGCGGCGCCUAUCCGUCGGUCGAGAACGGCAACUUUGGCGAAGGCCGGUCGAACAUGCACUAG